CUGACACUGUGCUGUAUUACACUGUGCUCUGCUGUAUAUUCUGAGUGUGCAGAGUUUUCAAGCAGCCUCUUAACUGCAUGCUGUAGGAGGUGUGAGAAUAACCACAGAAGAGAGAGAGGAAGAGAGGGAGGGGAGAGAGACACAGAGAGACAAAGAGACAGAGUGACUGAGAGACACGAAAGAGGAUGCUCAACUCUGACCAACCCUGAAAUAAAAGUGCUAUUAUUUUACUUAUUUUAAUUUAUUUAUUAAAGUUCAAUUUUGAAAAGAAAGAAAGAAGACAUUUUAAGAAGGAGUACAGCGUGAUCGUGUAAAAAGAGAGAGAGAGAGAGAGGUGAGCCGCACUCCCUCCUCCUCUCUGUCAGUCUGUCCUGUGAUAUCACAGAGAGAUCGCGCUGCUGUGAGACUCACCCGACAGGACACUGCAGCAGCCAUCAGGAGAGACAGAACACUGCGGGACAUUCAAACGGGCUCGCUGGCAUGGCUGUGCUGAUCUCUGCAGGAGGAUGAGAGAACUGGAGAGGAGCGAGAGUCCUUCGGACAGCUUAGUCAAUGGGAGCUGUGGGGGAGGGGCUCAGAGUCAGCAGGGUGCCCCCCACCUCUCUCUGCUGGACAGACUGAGACUGACACAGGAGGCCUGGGCCCCUGAGAGUGAGGAGGAGACGAGGGGGGCCCGAGAGGAACUAAGGAGAUUGGCCCCUGGGGGGUUUCUGGUGCUGAGAGACUCCUGUGGUUCCGGGCCUGGUUCUGGUUCCGGUUCUGGUUCUGUGCUGUGUGUCUCUGCCAGUGAAGGAACAGACGGUCCAGGAAUUAGAGAAUUCCCCAUCCUGCAUCAGAACACCUCAGUCUUUCACCUGCAGGACUCACAGCUCGGAUUCACUGAUCUGCCCCAGCUACUGGGAUUCUACACUGUCAGCAGAGACAUCUUGCCGUGCUGUUUGCUCCUCCCUCCCAGUCUCCUCCAAUUAUCCGCAGACCAGUUAAGGAGGGCAUCCAAACUGGGAACCAAAUUCUGGCUGCAUGACCACCUCCCCUCCCCCUCCCCCUCCCCCUCCCCGAGUAUGGAGACCCCCCCGAUGCUGAUCAGCCCCCCCACUCCCGCCCCACUGGCCUCCCCCAGCACUGGAUUGACAAUGUGCUCCAUUCAGGUGACCUCCGCCAGCGGCGCGUUGUGCUUUAUUAACCCUCUGUUCCUGAGGGAGCAUGGAGACGCCUGGCUGACACACCCCCCUUCCCCCCCGCUGGCCAACCGCGGCCGAGACAGGCGUGUCACCAACGCCCGGACCUGGGGAGGGAGGGGCCUUAGAGCCAGGGAGCCGAGCUCAUUGGACAGCGAGAGCGGGGGGGAGGCGGCCCCCAGAGCCCUCUCUUUCGAAGACCCUCUCUCCCCCUCCCACUCCCCACCUGUCACCCUGAGACGGAAAUCCACGCCUCGCGCAGCGUGGAGCUGGAAUGAGGAAAUGAGACAGUCCUUAGAAGGAAAAGAAGAAGGAGGGGGAGGGGGGGAGAGCAGCCCCACCCCCCAGUCUCCUCACAGGGUCUCCUGGAUCGAGGGCUCCCUCUCCCCCUUCUCUCUGCUGCCCCCUGCCUGUGAGCUCGACUCGCUGUCUCUGAGCAGCGUGGAGGAAGAGGACGCGCAGGAGGGGGACACACGCGCACACACCCUCCCCCGCGCACACACACCCGCACCCUCCGCCUCCCCCCGCCAAGCCACGAAGAGACACUCGCUGGCACUCACCGACAAGGUGCGGCACCGCCUCUCUGCCGUGGGCAAUGCCCUGGGGGGGCUCCUCAGCGCUGAGCGGCGGGUGUGGAGCCGGGUGGCUGAGCUCUCUCAGAGGGGGGGCUCUGAAUUCGGGGGGCGUCUGCGCUCGUUCCUGAAGCGCCCCCCAACACUCACCCCCCACGACAGCAGCACGGAGCUGCUCAGCGAGGUCCGACAGGCCCUCUCCGAUCUGAAGAGCUGCCUGAGACAGGGGUCCGAGCUGCAGACCCUGCUGGACAGCCUGGCCAACGAGACAGGGGAGGAGCACCUCGACUCGGUACUGGAGUCCUGUCUCCACAAGCUGGUUCUGAAGCCGCUGCGCUCCCAGCUCUAUUCCCAGCUCCACCAGUUUCGGACUCGUGACGGAACACUGGCCGCCCUGCUGGACAACCAGCUGACCAUGAGGGGGCAGGGUCCGGCCGAGUUGGGCGUGGCCUUGGCGGCCCUGCCGGAUUCCGUCGCCAUGGAGAAGAUCCGCCUCCUGUUCCAGGCCAUGCAUGAUGCCUACUCCCCGGGGAAGCAAGUGA
This is a messenger RNA of Acipenser ruthenus (sterlet), 2292 nucleotides long. It is a transcript of the gene rinl, whose product is annotated as Ras and Rab interactor-like. The record is from RefSeq and is a predicted model, not a curated record. The annotation marks the transcript as partial. The transcript is spliced from 11 exons. NCBI's taxonomy places the organism in Eukaryota, Metazoa, Chordata, Actinopteri, Acipenseriformes, Acipenseridae.